CUGGAUCGGGUUUCCAUUCCCUUUAUCAGCCUCCUAGAAACUCCACUCAUGUGACAAGACUCAAAACUUUGGAUAAUGACUUCUUACCCACAAUUAAACAAGCUGAAAGAGACACAUAUUUUAGUCGCUCCCUCAAACCGAGACACCGGAACCUUAGCCUUCACCCGCAUGCAGUUCGCACUGGUGAUUAUUAUAUGUUUAAUGAAUUUGACGACGAAGAUGAUUUAGAUGUGUAUGAAGAAUAUGAUUUCUUGGAAAUAGAAGACUUACGCUCUCGACAAAUGCGUCAGUCUGUGAGUUAUAGUAUGUCGACCAUGACUAUGGCCAAACAACCAACUUUUAAGUUCCAAGGCAAGCAAUUAUAAUAGAAGCAAAUCGUUCCUAUGUCACGAAAAUUCGGACUAUAAUAAUAAACAACUUGAAACUCAUCCGGUCAUUACACUCACUUCAGAACUUUUUAUUUUACUCACUUUUAAAUUAAAUCGUCUAUCAAAAAAUUUCCGAUUUGUACAUAAGAUGCUCUCUGCUGAGAAAAAAAAACUACAAGAAAUUAGUAUUAUGAAACGGCUGGAAUUAUCAAAUACUGCAGCUAUGUUCAAAUUUUUAAAUAAAUCUUUAAAUAACCAAUUAUCAAGACAGGCUAUUUUGGAUUGUGUCUCACAAGGCGAUGAUUUUACUACUUUUGACCAUAAUGACUUUGUACAAAUGUUAAUUGCUUUAUGGUAUGCACUUAUUGCCAAUACUGAGGCAAUAUGCUACUUGGUGGUGUUUCUGAAUCAAGCUGCUAAUUCAUCCAUUAUUUCAUUGCCAAUGCCUUUUUUAGUUCUGUGUUGGGGUGCUUUAACAUUGCCCCGCCCAACUAAAACUUUUUGGGUUACUUUGAUUACAUAUAAUUUGACGAUGAUAUUUUUAAAGUCCAUUAUGCAUCAGAGAGUAUUACUUGACCAGCAGCUCUUUAACAGAUCAAAUUCAUUGACCUUUGAACUAAUUAUGAAGCGUGGAAGAGCUGUUUACGAUCUUUUUUUACUUGUUGUAUUAUUUUGGCACCAGUAUAUGCUGAAGAAGCAAGGCAUUUGGACAAUUCAACGUACAAACUCAGAGUUAUUAUUACUGGAAAAACACCCGAGCCACUAUAAACGCAGCUUUAGCAAGGAGAGACCUGAGAAUAUACGAAAACUCUUAAGGGAAGAGGGAGGUGACGAGCCAAAAAAAGGAAUACGUUCUGACACAAUAGACUUCGAAAGAGACAUGGAUGAUUUACUUCUACCAGUUUUGGAAAACAAAUACGUGUAUCAAAACAUUGAAUCCGAAUAUUAUCGCAAAACAAUGCAAGGAUUAGCGCAUAAAGGUGGAUUAUUAUCCGGAUUCCAUAAAUUUUUUUUAGCGUUGCGACAUAAGUCACGAUUGUCUACUGAUGUUUACACGUUAUUAUUUCUAAAAGUGGAAGUGGAGUGGAUGCGAUUCUGUGUCGUCAAGAGGUUCCUGGUGGCAAGAUGUUUAUUAGAGACGGCCCUAGGAUUUCUUAACUGGGCAGGAGAAUCUUUGCGCUUCAGUCUGCUCUGGAUACAUACACUCGUGUGCGGCGAGCUUGACUUGAUGUUUACUCUUUGUCAUCUGGAUUUCCUCGUUGACGAGAUUGAUCUGGAGGUCUCCAUGGAUGCUUUCGCUGCGUAG
Molecule: messenger RNA, 1674 nt
Organism: Drosophila santomea
Lineage: Eukaryota; Metazoa; Arthropoda; Insecta; Diptera; Drosophilidae
Product: piezo-type mechanosensitive ion channel component-like
Exons: 7
Coding region: 517-1674 (385 amino acids)
Biological process (GO): regulation of membrane potential; cellular response to mechanical stimulus; detection of mechanical stimulus
Cellular component (GO): plasma membrane
Molecular function (GO): mechanosensitive monoatomic ion channel activity; monoatomic cation channel activity
Source: RefSeq, a predicted model, not a curated record